Molecule: messenger RNA, 809 nt
Organism: Lactuca sativa (garden lettuce)
Lineage: Eukaryota; Viridiplantae; Streptophyta; Magnoliopsida; Asterales; Asteraceae
Source: RefSeq, a predicted model, not a curated record
GCUUCAUGGUAAUUAGUAAUAUCUAUUUGAUGUUAGAAUUAUGAGUGGAAGAGAUUAGGAACUUGUUAGAAUGAUGUUUUUGUCUGGACUUGGUGAUGAACAAACUUCAUGUUAGUAAAUAGCGUAUAUAUAACUAAAAUUGUUAAAUGUCUGUGAGCUCCUUUCUCAAAUAUUUAAUAAUCUUUUUUUUUCAAACAAUAUUGGCAGGAAGAAGCUGAAAGGGGCAAGAGAGCAAUUUGUUUGAUGGGCGCUUCCUUGUUAGAAACAUGCAAUGGAGAUGGUUUUGGAUAUUGGCUGGUGAGGAAAUAUAUUAUUUCUGAAGAUGGAGAAGUUGAUGUUCAAGUUGCAGUCACAUAUAUUAUCCUGAGCUCGAAAGACACCCCUUUGGCAAUGGCUGCAGUGGGGUCUUAUUUAAGUGUAUACUACAUGAUCACGAAGAUUAUACGGAAAAUGCCAUGUAGGAUCUAUGCAACCCUCAAAGAGCUUAGCCUUGGUAUGAUGGAGAAGGAAUGGAAUGUAUCAUUCCAUUGGAUGGACGAUUCCUGAAUGAAUGUAAUUCCUUCCAUUUUCUGGAAUUUAUGAAGAUGAACAAUUUUUUUAGCCCUAAAGUUGCUUAUGAAACAGCAACUGCUUUGCAUGUACAGUUAGAUGAAUUUUAAUAAAUUCAACUAUAUAUAUGAGAAACUAAUAUCUUGCUCUUUGAUAAAACUAUUACGAAAAAAAAAGAUUUACUAAUUUCCUGUAUUUCUUCUUGUAGAAUGUAUCAUUCCAUUGGAAUGGACAAACCCUGAAUGAAUGUAAUUCCUUCC